AUGCUGAACUUUUGUCAAAAGUCCAUUUGUCUCAUUUUCGUUUUAAACUUCAUCAGCGUAUUUGGUUAUGGUCUAAAAUGCUUCCAUUGUUCAUAUAAUUUUCACACAAGCGAUGAAAACAUAAAAAACAAGGACCAAGGUCCUCAAACCAUCGACUGCGACCACCCUUCGCAGAUCCAGUGCGAAGCCAUGGUCAGCAACUGCAUCAAAAUAAUUGACAAAUAUGCAAUGUUGCAAACCUGUUUUUCUCUUAACGACCCGAAUGCCCGACAUUAUUUCAACAGGUGCGAUCACGUAAGGAAAAUCAAUCCGGAGAACUGCAAGAUCUGCAAAACUAAAUUGUGCAAUUCUGACACUAGGCUCCCGAUAAGUGCCACUUUACCGCUCUUGUGUGUUAUUGCAUUAUUUCUGGGGUAAUAAAACUGUUAUAUUUU
This is a messenger RNA of Tribolium madens (black flour beetle), 434 nucleotides long. RefSeq lists its product as uncharacterized. Bases 1 to 417 code for a protein of 138 amino acids. The transcript is spliced from 2 exons. Lineage: Eukaryota; Metazoa; Arthropoda; Insecta; Coleoptera; Tenebrionidae. The record is from RefSeq and is a predicted model, not a curated record.